UUGGAGAGGCAGGAUCGCCGGAGCGCAGCGGCACGACUCCCUGCAUCCACAGGUUGGCUGCGCGGAUCUCUCCACCUCCUCCGAGCGUCUUGGCAACCCCGGACCCGAGAGUAUAGACACUCGGUGGAGGUGAACUGACACGCGUUUGGCUCGAACCAGUUGGAUCGUGCAGAUGCGCACGGGCAAAGCUGUCAAAUCCACAACCGUGAAACGACUCGACUCCAGAGUUCUAGGCCGAUUGUGAUUGUACUGCGCAGGACUUUCCCCCCUCCUUGUGAGAAUACAUCUUCACGUUUCUUCUGAGGACAGUGCGUUUUUUGGGGGUUUUUUUGGCGCAGACCACCAUGCCACAGGUCUCUCGCUGCGACGGCGCCGCGCUGACGAGGGCGACAUGAUGGCAUGUAGGAGCGGCGGCUGCUGCGGCUCGGGUCCCAUCAACGAGGACAACGCGAGGUUCCUGCUGCUGGCGCUGUUCAUCGUCAUCUACCUCUUCUGCGGGGCCGCGGUCUUCUCCGCGCUGGAGCAGCCGAAGGAGCGCGAGGCGAAGGAGCGCUGGGCGCACAGGUUCGAGCUCUUCAGCCAAAAGUACAACCUGAGCAGGAAGGACCUGCACAACUUCCUCCGGAGCUACGAGGAGGCGAACGUGGCCGGCAUCCGCGUGGACACAGUCAGACCUCGGUGGGACUUCACCGGCGCGUUUUACUUCGUGGGAACUGUGGUGUCGACCAUCGGGUUUGGGAUGACCACUCCUGCCACCGUCGGGGGAAAAGUCUUCCUGAUGUUCUACGGCCUGCUCGGCUGUGCCGCCACCCUCCUCUUCUUCAACCUCUUCCUAGAGCGCGUCAUCACCGUCAUCGCUGUUGUCCUCAAGUCCUGCCACGAACUGCGCCACAGCAAGGCCGUGCUCCCGCAAAAUGGCCGGCGAGUCUCUGAGGAAAACCGGCCAGCUGUGGCCGCGGGAGGCGGCCGAGGACGAGGUGAGGACCUGGCUGGCUGGAAGCCCUCGGUCUACUGCGUCAUGGUCAUCCUAGGAGUGGCGGCCAUCUUGGUGUCCUGCUGCGCCUCGUUCAUGUACUCAGCAGCGGAGGGUUGGGGCUACCUGGACUCGCUCUACUUCUGUUUUGUGGCAUUCAGCACCAUUGGCUUUGGAGAUAUGGUGAGCAGCCAGCGGGUGGUCUAUGAUGGCCAUGCGUCAGUGGCUUACCAGAUGGGCAACUUCUUCUUCAUCUUAACCGGCGUCUGCUGCAUCUACUCUCUCUUCAACGUCAUCUCAAUCGUCAUCAAGCAGGUGCUCAACUGGUUGCUGAGGCGGCUGGAAGCCCCCUGCCGCUGCUGUCACCCCAGGAGGGGUCACCACCCGCACCGGCACCCCCGACGGAACGUGGUGGCCCCAGGGCACCUGCGCACCCGCAGAGACCCCUCCAUCGAGACCGACGCCAUGAACGAGAGCGAGACCGACGCUGGGCGCAGGAUGUCUGGGGAGAUGAUCUCCAUGAGGGACUUCUUAGCGGCCAACAAGGUUAACCUGGCUAUUAUGCAGAAGCAGCUAUCGGAGAUGGCCAUCGGGCACCCGCGCCAGUCGAGCUCCAGCUCGCGUCAGAACGGCUUCUCAGGAGGGGUGGGCGCCCUUGGCAUCAUGAACAACCGGUUGGCAGAGACCAGUGUGGACAGAUAGAGGAAUCUUCAAAAGGAUAUCUUUCAGAAGGAUACAAAAGGCUGAGAGAAUGAGGCCAGUAAGCACAAGCAGACACUGUGGACUGCCUUCCCGAAGGAAAAAAACAAACAAACAUAGACUGAAUUAAUGACUACAAAAUAUAUCCUGCCCAUCGACAAGCCGGCUGACCCCCAGCAGCUACAGUGUAGAAUGAAUCCAUCUCAGCCCACUUCCUCCGUAAAGAACGUGUCUACAUGAAUGAUGCAUGAUAGGUUUGCUGGAGUCUCACAUCUGGAUUAGGCUCAGAGUGCUGGAACGUUCCCCCCGCGAGGAAUUCAGUUUCCAUGGUGAUAAAAAAAAAGCCUGUCCAGAGCCCAUGUAUGCACGCUUCAAAGACCUGAAGCACACUACAUGCUACUCCUCGCCGAACCACAACUUCCACUCAUCUGCAGUACUUUACAACACCCACUGAGACUCUACCUGUGUCCGCGUCGUCUGAUCUGUCUCUGGAAGCGACAUUCACGACAGAACAAUGGCUUUAAUAAAAUGGGUGUUGCCUGGUUUUUGUGACUAACGGCAGUUGUAACAUAAACACACCGUUUCAUGUCGGAAAUGAAAGAAAGAUUGAUUGAAGAUUGCCUGAUUCGCGACUAAUUAAAUGUCUACUUUCGAAGCUUGAAUACAUGUUUUUACAUUCAGACAAUCAAUGACUCUCCCAUUCACAUCAUUCAUGGUUCAGACGAAUGUUUCACCACCACAUUAUAUCCCUCUAUGCUCCUCUGCUUUCAUCCACUAUCACGACAAACAAAGGACAAAACCCCCGGAAGCAAUCUCAUCACAGUCCAAGCAGACUUAUUAUAGCUGAAUGAGCAAUGGUGCGAGUCUGAGAUGAGACCUAUUAUGUGAAACUGCCGUUUACUUAGGUUUGCUUCGAUGCACAUUAUCGUAACGCAGUUGCAGACAGGUUCCUGAUGCUGUGUGGGCCUAGAGGCGGUCGGUAUUGGUACUGUAUAAAGGCAGAGAAACAAAUAUCUCCAGGUCUCGUUACUAGAUUUUAGCUCAGCCGCGUUGGUUUUAUGUUUUGUCCCCCCCCCCCCCGUUGUCUGGAUUCACAGCAAGCACAGUAAACACAAAGGACAAGAAACAGGAAAAGGAGAUUGUUAAUACCAUGCCUGUGGAGUGAUUGACUUCAGUGAAUGCUGCAAACACCCAGGAGCAAGAAGGACUUGUGGACACUACAUUAUGCUUGAUUUAGAGAGAUGAUAUAGUCCCCGCCAUGCACUCUGUAAAUGCAUCCGAGAGGUUGCUGUAAUCACGGACUGAGAAUCCUCCAGGUUCCACCUCUGAUGUCGUCGGCUGAGCUUCACAUCAGUACCUCCUUUGGAGUGGUCUUGUUAAAAUGACAACCUGACAAAACUGCAAAUGAAGAAUGUGUUCUAAUCAUAUCUGUACAGAGUCACCAUGCCCUUUUCUUAUUUUUUAGAGUGAUAUGUAAUGAAUAUUGUGUUGAUUGAGUAAUUUGCUGCAAAAUCGGUUCAGUUCACAUCAUAAACUGCGAAGAAGGAGGCGAGAUGCAGAUGGCUCACAGCAUUAAUUAAACAUAUGCUGAGUAAAAGAAAGAAAUGUGUUGUCUUCUAAUCCCCCGCCCCCACAAUGCAAAUGUCCAAUCAUUGCAUAGCAACUGUAACUGGCAAGGCAACCCCGUCAGGCCUUGGAAGAACAUGUGGAGAAAUCCACAUGUUUUUUGGAGUGUAAUGGAUGGUGCAUUACCAUAGAUUUUCCACAAAUCCAAAUCACAGAAAUGAAAUUUCUUAGAGUAUUAAACUGUGUGUUUUUGUACUGUAAUGUAAGACGCCGUUGUCAGCGUGUCUAUGUUAUUAGCUUACUACCUACAGUAACUCAGUAGCAGUGAUGCUGAUUUAACAUGUACGGAAAAUUGUGUCCAGCCAUUUCGGGUCAGUCGCGUUCAAAACAGCAGGAACAUUUCCGGAACAUUUCUGCAACAUUUGCGGACAUUUGCGUUCUCGCAUGCAGCCCCUCCGGAGAAGUUCAGGAAAAUGUUCGGACUUCAGUGCAUGUCUGAAAGCAGCAUAACAGUGGUAACAGACAAGGCCAAUGAACUCAUCAUAAGCACUGACUAGCGCGGGCAGUUCCACCAUAUAGAAAGCCAAUAUUGGAUGUUAUCAGAGUUUAGGCCUACAUUAGCAGUCUUGCUCUUUAUUGGAUUUGGGCAAGUUUACUCCAACAACCUCAGCCUUGAAUGCAGCUUCCUCUAAUUCCUUAUGUAAUCCUGUUUCUCUUCCAAGUUUAAGUCAUGACACAAGAUACAAAAUUCAUGUAAGAGCUUGCAUGACUUGAUGUAUUUAACCUCCAUGUCAAAAUGUUCAGUCUCAUCAGUACCAACUGUGAGAUGUCAACAAUAUUAUCAGCAUGUCAGUUGACUGACAGUCGAGAAGCAGAAAAUAACACGGACAUGAGCAAAUCCCUAAAAACUGAAGUCCAAUAUCUUACAGAGAAUAAUGAAACAGACCAAUAUACCUUGUAUUGAACAGCCUCCACUCUUUGCUAUGGAGACAAUCUCACGCUCGGACAGAUAAUCUGACACACAAACUGGAAAGACGUUGCCUUGCCAAUGCUCAUGCCAACACGUACACACACACACACACACGUGUGUGUGUAUGUGUGUGUGUGUGUGUGUGUGUACGUGUUUGCACACACACACAAGCUUAAUAGAGAAGCAGAGAACAUGUCAUAGAAGCUGUGCCUACACAGAUAAUAAUAGCUUUGAAAAAAUGAUUGUGUGUUCAUGUCUGUUUUUCUGUGCUAAUACAGUACGUGUGUGUGUUAGAGAUGAGACUCGGACUGAUGCAGAAGUACAAAGACUUUUUGUUAAAGCUCUCUUCUGAGUCACAACAACUCCCAGAGAACUACUGACACCGCUGUUGGAUCUGCUGGUUAGAAACAAUCUGAAGCGUACUCCAAUGGAACCAUCACAAAGCAUUUUUUAGAAUGAAAUACUAUUGAUUUGUUUUCCUUAUUCUGUUUUUUUUUCCAAAAGCAACAACUAUUGUUGCAACAAUAUAUUUCAUAUUCAUUAGAAUAAAACGUAUAUAUUAUUUAUAUUAUACAGUGCAUUAUGCAGGCAAUGCUAUACUUGUAUACAAAAAAUCACCCAUUAGACAGUAUUCACUGGAUUUGAGUCCUGUUAAGAUCAGUGGUUGUCAAACAACAGCUUUACAUAUAUACAGUCCUGUCCCACCAGAGGGAUUAGCUACACAAACAGUGACACCCCUUCACAAUGAGUUAAUUACCUUAAUGAAUUAAUUAGGAUGGGAGGAAUGCAUUGUCAGUGUUGUGUGCAUAAUUAUUGAUUUAUCAUGUGCACGAGUAUGACAGGGGAGGUUAAAUCGCAAACGAGCCAAUUAAGCAGUCUGUGCGAAAACCAAGGCUGUGAGACCCAGAUGGCACGCGGUGCACGUCAAACGAAUAUGCGAGCCAAGAUACUGCUUUUUGUCAGAAAUAAAAAUUUAUAAAAGACAGCAUUGUGUCUGCAGCU
Molecule: messenger RNA, 5210 nt
Organism: Scophthalmus maximus (turbot)
Lineage: Eukaryota; Metazoa; Chordata; Actinopteri; Pleuronectiformes; Scophthalmidae
Product: potassium channel subfamily K member 13
Exons: 3
Coding region: 392-1675 (427 amino acids)
Biological process (GO): potassium ion transmembrane transport; stabilization of membrane potential
Cellular component (GO): membrane
Molecular function (GO): potassium ion leak channel activity
Source: RefSeq, a predicted model, not a curated record